This is a messenger RNA of Closterium sp. NIES-65, 4179 nucleotides long. The record is from the annotation of a GenBank genome assembly. NCBI's taxonomy places the organism in Eukaryota, Viridiplantae, Streptophyta, Zygnematophyceae, Desmidiales, Closteriaceae.
AUGAUGUCAUUGGAAUCGACGCUUCAUGAUCCGGCGGCGGCGCUGCAGCCACAGCGGCCGUCCGAAUCAGACAAGCCGUUUUCUAGUACUACUAGUACUACCGCUAUCGCAACGCCAGCGUUGGCGGUGACCGCAUGGCCUCCCACCGCCGCGACACUCGCGGACGCCGCCGGCUGUUUCUUUGACCUUCAAGGGGAAGUUUACCUUCCCCCUUGCGCCCCGCCGCAGCACCAUCUGACCACAGGGUUCCGCAGCAACUCCGCAGCGGAAAGGGAGCAGAGCGGCCGGAGCGUGUGGGAUCAGGAAUGCUCGGAAGAUAUAGAAGACGUGGUGGCAGCAGCAGGAUGGGGUGGGAAGGCAGCAGCAAGAGCGGGGAGAAGCGGCAGGAGAGGAGGAGUCGAAGGUGCGCUGGCUAGGUUGAGGGAGGCGGGCGGGGAGGCGGUGGAGGAGGGCAGGUGCUGUAGUGACGAGGUCCAGAAGGAAGGACAGAACGGACGCAUAGGGGGGAAGGAGAGACAGGCGGACGGCAGCCGUGGUGCUGCUGUGUGCAUUGAGAACCUGCGAGGCAGGGUGAUGUGUGUGGAUCCGCAAGCAGGAAGGGCAGAUGAGGACGCACAAUGCGGGGAUGGAGCAGGAGGAGGAGCAGAAGGAGAAGCAGGCGCAGCAGCAGCAGAGGCAGAAGUUGCAGAAGCGGGAGUGGCAGAGGCAGAGGCAGAAGUGGCGCACUGUGCUGGCGAUGCAGGCAGCAAGAGGGUAGCGGAGACAACUGAGGAGAGGAACGGAAAGCGUGGAGCGAGAGUAGCAGCAGCAGAAACAGGAGCAGAAUCAGAAGCAGAGGCAGAAGCAGAAGCAGUGGCGAACGUAGCUGGCGAUGCAAGCAGCAAGAGGGUAGAGAAGUCAGCUGAGAAGAGUAACGGAAAGCGAGGAGAGCGUGUGGCGGCAGCUAAGCCGGCAGCCAAGCGAGCAAAGAAGCAGGCAGUUUCAGAUGGCAAACAGGCGGGCAGUGCGGGUGGGGCUGUGGUGUUAGAUGGUGCUGAUAGGGCGACGGAGCAGAGGCAGACCAGUGCCUUGGAGAGAAAUGGCACAGAUAGAAGUGGCUCAGGUGGUGCUGGUGGUGGUGCGGGUGGUUCUGAUGGUGCAGGUGGUGCUGCUGAUGGUGCGGGUGGUUCUGAUAGUGCGGGUGGUGCUGCUGAUGGUGCGGGCUGUGCGAGUAGUUACGGUCACGGUACAUGGAUUGAGGGGCAAGAGGAGGGAGCGACAUGUGAGGCCAAGGCGCCGCAAGCAGAGCGUAGGGACGAGGAGGGAGGCUGCAAGGAUGGCGGGCAGGAGGCAGAGCGUAGGGAUGAGGAGCAGCAGGCAGAGCGAAGGUUCAAGGGGCAGCAGCAGGCAGAGCAUCGGGACGAAGAACAGCAGGAAGACAGUAAGGAGGAAGUGGAAUGCCAACCGGCAGUGGAGCGCAUGCAAGAGGCGCAGCAAUGCUCAAAACAAGAUGAGCAGGGAACGCAGGCGAUUCAGUGUAAGCAGGAGAAGCAGGAGGAGCAGGGCAAGCUGGGGGCGCAGUGGGAGUGGGAGGACGAGUGGUUGGUGGGAGCGGACUGUAGCAGGAGGAGGCCGCGGUGCCGCAGCCUCAAGGAGCUCAUGCACGUCACCACCUCCACCACCACCGCUGCUACAGCCGCUGCUGCUACAGCCGCUGCUGGUGCAGGUGGCGCUGGUGGUGGUGGUGCUGCUGCUACAGCUGCGCAGAAGAGCAAGGGUGGUAAAGGGAAGGUCAAUGGCAGGUGGGGUGGGGAGAAGGGUGCAGGUGUUCCGGGCAAAGGGAAGGUUGGUUUGAAAGGGGCUCAGAAGGCCAAGGGCAGGGUACCUUGGAGUACUAGUAGGGUGUCUCUCUCGCCCUCUGUUUCCGCUUCUCCCUCUGUGGCCAGUGCUCCUAUGUCUGGUCCUGCUGUCAAUGCUUCUCAUUCCGGUGCUGCAACCAAUGCUGUAGCGUUCAAAGCGGCAUCUUCUGCUGCUGAUACUGCUGCUGUCGCGCCUGAUUCCGAUUCUCCUGAUGCUGCUGAUGCUGCUGAUGCUGCUGCAUCUGCUGCUCCCUCCGCCUCUGUUGCAAGCUUUCGGUGGGACGAUGAGACAAACGGCCAGUGCUUCCCCACUCCAAAGAAGAGGAGGCGAACAGAGGUGCAGCAGGUGGGGAAGACGAAUCCAGUCGAAAUGACUUCAAAGAAUCCUCAAAAGCAGGUCGGGAAGACGAAUCCAGCUGAAGUGGUUUCUGAAGCGGCACGUUUUGAGAUGCCUCCGAAAGUGGGAAGGACUGAUCCAGUGAAAGAGAGACAGGCGGGCUUCCGUCCGCAAGGGAAGGGAACUGGGCUGGUCGGAGAAGAAAGGAAAGCAGGCUUCAAGAAUGUUGGUGUGCCUCGGCAGGUGGGGAGAUUUGAGGUACGGAAGAGGGAGAGGGAUGGGUGGAGGGAGGGAGUUGGAAGGGAGGAGAACGGGGGAAGGGAGGAGAAAAGGCAGGCAAAUGAGGAUUCGAGCAGUGCUGGUUCUGGUGGGAGUGGUAGUGAGAGUGGACGUGGCAGUGCGAGUGGGAGUGAUAGUGAGCGUUCCAGCGAGAGUAGGAGUGAGAGUAGGAGUGAGAGCAGGAGUGAGAGUGGAAGUGAGAGCAGGAGCGAUAGUGGGAGUGAGAGCAGGAGUGAGAGUGGGAGUGAGAGCGCUAGUGACAGUGAGACAGCUGUACAGGUGCGAGAGAGGAGUGGUUCACCCCCCUUCAAGAGUACGACUGUGCUAGAUCAUUCCACCAAACCACCCAUGGUGCCAGUACCACCAGUAUCAUCAACACCAGCAGCACCACCAUUGCCGCCUGUUACCAAACCCCUCCCUGCCCCAUCCCACCGCUCCCACCGCUCCCCUUCCUGCCCCCUCCCUCGGUUCCCCUCACAUGCGCCCCCCCCUCCACCUACCUCCUCCUCCCCCCAUUGGGUUCCCUCCUCUCCCUCCCCCCCGCUCCCCAUCCGCGCCCACCCCUCCCCCUCCCUCUCUCCGCGGCCCCCCUCCCCUGCUUCUCCGCCCCAUUCCCCUCCCUCUGCCUCCCCUGCUCCCCCUGCUUCCCCCACCCCCCAUGCUGCUAUAUCUGAGGGGGAUAGGGUGAAGAUGAGGGGAGGGGAAGGGAAGAUCUGGGGGGAGGAAGCGGGGCAAAGGGGGAAGGGUAGGGGGAAGGCGAGGGGGGGAGCUGUAAGGGGAAAGCGGAGAAGCGACGGGGGGGGUGUUAGGAUCAAUGGGGAAGAUGGGUGGAGGUGGAGGGCAAAGGGUGUAACGGAGCAAGGAGCAAAGGGGCCCACCAAGGAAGAUGAGGGGAGAAGAGCAGACGGAUUUACAAGGGAAGCGGAGGGGCGACGGGAGGGGAACGUGAGUACGCAUGCCACUGCGAGGGAUGACGGCGACGGGGGAGGGGGAGCGGUAGGGGGAGGGGGAGGGGAAGCGGUAGGGGUAUUGGGAGAAGGGAUCAGAGGGGAGCAGCAGGAGCAGGGGGGGAGGAGAAACGGGGCGCAUCGACCAGCAAGGAGGCAAGCAGCCGUGGUGUUCACUGCAACGAAAUCAACAGUGGUUCUAGGGGAGGGAUUGGAUGAGGCACAGCGGCAAGCAGCCUUCACAGGGGCAAUCCAGCUACUGGGCCACCACCAGGCGAAUAGGCUGAAGCAGAAGGGGUAUGGUGGGGGGCGGGGGAGUGGGAGAGGGAAAGGGAGAGGGAGAGGGAGGGGUGGGAGGAGGGGAGGCAGAGGAGCGGGUGGGGGGAGAGCAGGGGCUGGGGAGGAGCGGGAAGCGGGAGGAGGGGGCGGGGAAACGGAGGGAGCGGAUCCUUUUGCGUAUGAGAUAGUGUGGGAGGAGGCGAGCAGUGGGGGGGCGAGUGAGGGAGGUGGGGGAGGGCAUGGUGGGGAGGUGUGGGGGAGAGGGCAGGGGGGUGCGGGGGUUGCCGGAGAUGCUCCGGGAGACGCACGGUAUGAGGUGUCACGAGUGCGAGGGGGGCAGCAGUUCACAGUAACAGACCGGCAGACGGGUGACAGGGUGGCGUUUGCGUUUGAUGCUCCUGAAGAGACGGCCGCAGCGCUGGCAAGCGUGCAUGUGCUGGUGGCGUUUAUAGAAGAGGAGGAGGAGCGGCUGCGGUGGAAGGCGCUUGGGGCGCAUUGA